Messenger RNA from Hibiscus syriacus, 4095 nucleotides. Its product is annotated as lysine-specific demethylase JMJ25-like. The record is from RefSeq and is a predicted model, not a curated record. Lineage: Eukaryota; Viridiplantae; Streptophyta; Magnoliopsida; Malvales; Malvaceae. Gene Ontology annotation, cellular component: chromatin; histone deacetylase complex. Bases 1 to 3771 code for a protein of 1256 amino acids. Gene Ontology annotation, molecular function: transcription coregulator activity; chromatin DNA binding; histone H3K9 demethylase activity. The transcript is spliced from 13 exons. Gene Ontology annotation, biological process: regulation of transcription by RNA polymerase II.
AUGACAAGUGAAGAAAACUGCGGUUCUGCGGAGGCGCAAGUUGAAGGGAGAGAGGAGGGACUGGGGGUGGAAAAUAGAGAUGUCGGUGGAGAGGAAACAGGGGAAGUCGUGAUGGAAGAGGAGAAGGGGAUUGAAGGAGACGGGAAGAUGGAUAUAGAAGGGGAUGCUUUGAAUAAGCUUAAGAAGAGAGGUCGAAAGAAGGGGGUGACAGGUGCUUCAAGGAAGGGCGAGAAGGAGGUUGCCCAAGAGGGAAGGAGUGGGGAGAAAUUGGAGGAAAGAACGACUCCUGUUGAUAAUCUAGAGAUAGCAGACGGAGAUGAUGGAAAUUGUACGAAAGAAGAAGAUUGUUUGGCUGCUGCUGUUAAUGGGCAAGGAAAUAGUGGGGGUGAUUUGAAGAAUAGGCUGAGAGCAGUUUCUAAGAGGUUUAGUUAUGCUGAGGUUCUAUAUGAAGAUGAAGAACUUGUGGAAAAGAAGGGCAGACGGAUGGGCAGGAAGAAGAGGAAAGUGGUUCGUUCUGAACAACAAGAAGAUGAUCACAAUGAAAGUGGAGAGAAUGGGAUGCCCCAGAAGAAGAGAGCAAGAAGGGGCAGAGCAAGGAAACAAUGUUCUGACAUUGAAGGUAGUGAAGGGAAAGAUGUUAAAGAGGAGGGGAUUGAAGGAGACGGGAAGAUGGAUAUAGAAGGGGAUACUUUGAAUAAGCCUAAGAAGAGAGGUCGAAAGAAGGGGGUGACAGGUGCUUCAAGGAAGGGCGAGAAGGAGGUUGCCCAAGAGGGAAAGAGUGGGGAGAAAUUGGAGGAAAGAACGACUCCUGUUGAUAAUCUAGAGAUAGCAGACGGAGAUGAUGGAAAUUGUACGAAAGAAGAAGCUUGCUUGGCUGCUGCUGUUAAUGGGCAAGGUAAUAGUGGGGAUGAUUUGAAGAAUAGACUGAGAGCAGUUUCUAAGAGGGUUAGUUAUGCUGAGGUUCUAUAUGAAGAUGAAGAACUUGUGGAAAAGAAGGGCAGACGGAGGGGCAGGAAAAAGAGGAAAGUGGUUCGUUCCGAACAACAAGAAGAUGAUCACAAUGAAAGUGGAGAGAAUGGGAUGCCCCAAAAGAAGAGAGCAAGAAGGGGCAGAGCAAGGAAACAAAGUUCUGACAGUGAAGGUAGUGAAGGGAAAGAUGUUAAAGAGGAAGUUGAAGAAGAGAAAAGUGGCAAUUUAGGGAUAUCUGAUGGAAAGAAGAGAGGUCAAAGAGGGCGGAAGAAGGAUGGGAAGAAGUUGGAUGAAGUUGUAGGCAAUGAGAAAACUUUGGAAAAAUCAGAUGAGUCUUUGGGAAUAAACACUGAUGCAAGAUAUUCGCGCAGGGCCUCAAGAGUUCCCAAGAAAGAAGAGUCUGUGCUGCAAACAAAGAGAAAGACGGGCAAGGGGGGUGAAGGAGAAUCGUCAAUGUGCCAUCAGUGCCAGAGGAAUGAUAAAGGCAGGGUUGUGAGAUGCAUGCUUUGCAAACGGAAACGAUAUUGUAUCCCUUGCUUAACCAAUUGGUAUCCCAAGAUGUUGGAGGAAGAAAUUGCUGAUGCCUGCCCAGUUUGCCGGGAUAAUUGCAAUUGCAAGUCAUGCAUGCGCAUGAGUGGCCCUGUUAAAAGACUGGAAGAAAGAAUAAAUUUGAAGUUCAGUGAUGAUGAACAAAUUUUGUACUCUAGAUACUUGCUUCAGACACUUCUUCCAUACAUUAAGCACAUUAUUCAAGAACAAAUGAAAGAAGUGGACAUUGAGGCAAAAAUUCAAGGGGUGCUCCCAGAACAAAUGCAGUGUAUGCAGGCAGUUUGUCGUAUUGAUGAACGUGUAUAUUGUAAUAACUGCAGAACUUCUAUUGUCGACUUUCAUAGAAGCUGUCUUGAUUGUAAUUAUGAUCUGUGCCUUAUGUGUUGCUGUGAGAUACGCGAUGGAUAUUUGCAAGGUGGACAAAAGGAAGAAUUUAUAGCAUAUGAGGAUAAGGGUUUUGAUUACUUGCAUGGAAACCCUUCUAAAAACAAAGUGUUGAAGUGCCCAGAUGAUUCCCAUGUGGAAAGUAACUCCCAGCAAAAGAAUGCUGCAACCUCUGGGUGGAAGGCAAAUGCAAAUGGUAGCAUUCCUUGCCCCCCAAAGGAUUUGGGUGGGUGUGGUAAUGGCCUUUUAGAGCUAAGGUGUAUAUUUACAGAACAUGCUCUUGUUCAGUUAACAGAAAAGGCUGAGGAAAUAGCCAAAGAUCUCAGUCUUCAUCUUGGUCUCCAAUUUUCUAACCAACAAUGUCCUUGUUACACUUCAACGGGGGAAGUUAACAUUGACAAUAAUAAUUUAAGGAAAGCGGCUUCUCGUGAAGACACCUCUGACAACUAUUUAUAUUGUCCAGAAGCUAAAGAUAUUCAGAGAGGUGAGUUGGAACAUUUCCAAAGGCAUUGGGCUAAUGGUGAACCAGUUAUUGUUGGCAAUGUUCUUGAGCAAGCAUCUGGCUUGAGCUGGGAGCCAAUGGUUAUGUGGCGUGCUUUUCGUCAGAUUACGAAUACUAAUUACGAACAACAGUUGGAAGUUAAGGCACUUGAUUGCUUGGAUUGGUCUGAGGUAGAAGUCAACAUUCACCAAUUCUUUAAAGGGUACACAGAUGGUUGUUUUCAAGGAGAAUUAUGGCCCACGAUACUGAAGCUAAAAGAUUGGCCUCCAUCUAGUGAAUUUGAGAAGCUCCUUCCACGUCAUCAUGUUGAGUUUCUUUGUUGUUUGCCUUUUAAAGAAUAUACUCAUCCUAAAAGUGGGCUUCUUAAUGUUGCUACCAAGUUGCCAGAGCGUUCUAUAAAGCCGGAUAUGGGGCCAAAGUCAUAUAUUGCAUAUGGAGUUGCUCAAGAGCUGGGGCGUGGUGACUCUGUAACCAGGCUACAUUGUGAUAUGUCUGAUGCGGUGAAUGUUUUAACACACAUUGCUGAGGUGAAGCUUACGGAGAAUCAACUGGCUUCCAUCACCAAGUCAAAACAAAAGCACCAUAUGCAGGACCAGCUGGAACUUUAUGGAAUAAGUUCAAAGGAUAAACAGAAUAAGCCUAGUGAUGGGUCUUCAGACUUCUCUGCCUGCAACAAGCAGUCUAGUGAUAGAGUUGGUUUUCAAGAAGGUAAAGUUAACAUUGAACAAGGUCAAGAUGGUUAUUCUAGUCAGAGUGGCAAUAAUUUUGUGAGGGAACUUGGAAUGGAAGAGAGUGGGAAGACAGAAGUAGUUAAAGAAGAAUGCCAGGAUAACGGCAGAUCAUCUGAAACUUCUGGAAAUAAGAUUGAAGAGGGGGAAGCUGUUGAGGGAGGUGCUGUCUGGGACAUAUUCCGUAGACAAGAUGUUCCUAAGCUGCAGGAUUACCUUAAAAGGCAUUUUAGGGAGUUUAGAUAUGUCCAUUGUCAGCCAGUAUCACAGGUUUUUCACCCCAUACAUGACCAGUCCUUUUUUCUGACAAUGGAGCAUAAAGAAAAGCUUAAGAAGGAAUACGGAAUUGAACCAUGGACCUUUGUUCAGAAACUUGGGGAAGCUGUUUUCAUACCUGCAGGUUGUCCUCAUCAAGUGCGGAACAUUAAGUCAUGCAUAAAGGUCGCUCUUGAUUUUGUUUCACCUGAAAAUGUUGGUGAGUGUGUUCGCUUGACUGAAGAAUUUCGUGUGCUUACUCAAGAACAUAGGACACAAGAGGAUAAAUUGGAGGUGAAGAAAAUGAUUGUACAUGCAGUGUGUGAGGCUGUGAAUAACUUGGAUGUAGAUGCAAAGAUUAAGCUUGCUCACAGAGUCAAAUGAGUUGCAACUUUGUUCUGACAUCUUAGCUGAAAGUGACACACAGUUGAAGUGGACAAACAAUUUGGACUAGUUUCUCUGAACAUGGGCGGCAUUAUAUGCAGCAUCUAGUAAGAUGUGUAACACAACAACUGCUUUUGUUUCUGCUUAAGUACCCCUAAAUCUUGAUUGCCUUUCGUUCUCUCGGCCGAGGCCGAGCCUGGUGGAAAUGUCAAGGUUGUGCUUUGAUAAACUAUACAGGCAAAGCACAGCCUGGUUUUUGCAGCUUUUUUUGAUGAUUUCACCACAAAUUUACGUUAUAUUUUAUUUUGAAAAUGGCAAUGAAAA